UCAUACCAGUCGUCGGACGACUUCUUCACUUAAGACAAAAGGCGCGAGGGCAAAUAAGGUUAGCGACAAAAAUGGCCGUUAUCGUCGGCUGGAUAACUGAGUCCGUCCGGGAGAUUUUGCAGAUCUCUGGGCUGACUCUGCAGUCUUUUCUCGUUUUCUCCACGGCUCUUUUCUUGGCAUGUUUCCUCUUGAAGCGCCGGAGAAACCUGCCUCCCUACCCGGCAGGACGCGUGCCUGUUCUCGGGCACCUCCUCGCCUUGGGCCGAGCGCCUCACCUCAAGCUCACGGCGUGGAGGCGGCAGUACGGGGACGUCUUCACCGUCAGGAUGGGGAUGGAAGAUGUGGUGGUUCUGAACGGCUACACUGCCGUCAAGGACGCGCUCGUGGACAGGUCCGAGCUUUUCGCCUCCAGGCCGCCAAUUUACCUAGCUGAUAUGAUUCUUGGUUUUGGAAAAGGCAUAGUUGGCGCACGCUGGGGACCCGAGUUCAGACAGAGAAAGAGGUUCGCCACCGCCGUCCUGAAGAACCUGGGCAUGAGGGUCGGAACUGGCAGCAUUGAGGAGAAAAUCCGAGAGGAGGCGAGCUGUCUCUGCAACAGGAUUGCAGAAUACAAUGGAAAGCCUUUUGACAUCGCUCAUGACGUCACAGUGACAGUUGCAAACGUCAUCUGUUCCAUGGUGAUGGGGAAGCGGUACGACUAUAAGGACGAGACGUUCCGGGAACUUUCAGAGGCGGUUGCCGCGAUCAUGGCAGAACUUGCAGCUGGAAGCAUCAUCAGCGUCUUCCCUUUUCUACAGUUUAUUCCCGUCGUGAAUAGAGCCGGCAUCAAUGCGUCAAAAGAAAACUUCAAGAUCCAAAAUGUGCUGAGACAGGAGAUAUCUCGCCAUCGCGAGAACCUGGAUCGCGAGAACCCGCGAGACUUCCUGGACUUCUGCCUGCUGGAGGUUGAGAAGCAGGAGAAGGUGGAGGGUCUGACGGAGGAGAACGUCAUGUACAUGGCCCAGGACCUCUUCUUUGCGGGAAUAGAAACAACCACCAACACACUGCUGUGGGGUCUGCUCUAUAUGAUUUUGAACCCGGACAUCCAAAAUAAAGUGCAGCAGGAGCUUGAUGCCGUUGUUGGUGAGGGUCUACCCACCCUGUCCCACCGUUCCCAGCUGCCCUACGUGAACGCCUGUCUGCUGGAGGUCAUAAGGAUCCGGUCCCUCGCACCUGUUGUUCACCACGCCACCACGGAGUCGGUCAAAGUGCUGGAAUAUGUCAUCCCUAAGGGAACCCAGGUUCUACUGAACCUGUACUCCCUCCACAUGGACCCCGCCUACUGGCCUGAUCCGGACCGGUUUGACCCCGGAAGGUUUCUGGACGCGGAAGGGAACGUCAUCAACAAGCCUGACUCCUUCAUGCCUUUUGGGGGAGGCCGACGUGCCUGUCUUGGUGAGCAGCUGGCCAGGAUGGAGCUGUUCCUGUUCUUCUCGACCCUGCUGCAGUCCUUCACCUUCAUGUCGCCAGAGGGCGCUCCUACUCCAACCACUGACGGCCUCUUUCGUCUGUCGUUGACCCCGCAUCCUUUUAAGCUCUGUGCGAUUCCGCGUUAGUUUAUAUAUUCCCAUCCCUAGGAUGCAUUGCGAAAACAGGGGUCUAAUCUUCAUUUGCA
Branchiostoma belcheri (Belcher's lancelet) is the source of this 1654-nucleotide messenger RNA. RefSeq names its product cytochrome P450 2D6-like. Lineage: Eukaryota; Metazoa; Chordata; Leptocardii; Amphioxiformes; Branchiostomatidae. Bases 72 to 1595 code for a protein of 507 amino acids. The transcript has 7 exons. Gene Ontology annotation, cellular component: cytoplasm; intracellular membrane-bounded organelle. Gene Ontology annotation, biological process: xenobiotic metabolic process. Gene Ontology annotation, molecular function: iron ion binding; oxidoreductase activity, acting on paired donors, with incorporation or reduction of molecular oxygen, reduced flavin or flavoprotein as one donor, and incorporation of one atom of oxygen; heme binding. The record is from RefSeq and is a predicted model, not a curated record.